AUGAAUAACGAAAAACUCAAACAGCUUCAAGCUCAAACCAAAGUCGGCAGCAAGGGUCAACCCCGACGGAAGGUGAUCAAGAAACCAAAAGGUUUCACAGCUAAUGGAGGACCAGCUGGUGAUGACAAGAAACUUCAAGCCGCGUUGAAAAAAUUGAACGUUCAGCCGAUGAUCGGAAUGGAAGAGGUCAACAUGUUCAAAGACGAAGGAAGCAAGAUCCUACAUUUCUCCAACCCUAAAGUUCACGGCGCCGCCAAUGUAAAUACGUUUGCGAUUCAUGGAAACGGCCAGGAGAAGGACUUGACCGAGCUUGUCCCUGGAAUCUUGCCACAAUUGGGAGCUGAAUCAAUAGCCAACUUGCGUCGGUUGGCGUCUUCCCUUGGUGAUUUGCACCAAGCCAAUUCAAUGUCUUACAAGCCACCAAACAUGGCUGCGGGGGCCAACAACGAUGACGAUGAUGUACCUGCUUUAGUAGACAGUUUUGAUGUGGAUGAGGGUGCUGCACCAGCUGAAACCACCGCAUUUGAAUCAGUAGACUAA
This is a messenger RNA of Puccinia graminis f. sp. tritici CRL 75-36-700-3, 540 nucleotides long. RefSeq names its product nascent polypeptide-associated complex subunit beta. Bases 1 to 540 code for a protein of 179 amino acids. The record is from RefSeq and is a predicted model, not a curated record. Gene Ontology annotation, cellular component: nascent polypeptide-associated complex; cytosol. NCBI's taxonomy places the organism in Eukaryota, Fungi, Basidiomycota, Pucciniomycetes, Pucciniales, Pucciniaceae. The transcript is spliced from 4 exons.